CCACAACGCCAAAAAGCCGUAACACUUGCCCUUCUCGCGCCAUUCCACCAAAAGGAAAGGAAAGCGACCCAGUUCAAAUCUCUCUCUCUCUCUCUCUUCUCGCUCGACAUGGAAGACAGCAAGGCCGACGCCGACGCGGCCGCCACCGCGCGGUCCGGUUCGACCCGGAACGGUUCGGCCGCGGAGGCCCCGGCGCUGCCGCCUCCGCCGCCGCGAGCGGUAGUGCCGGAGGUGAUGACGAUGGCCGUCAACAUGAGCGUGGGCCCGACCCUGCUGCCGGCCGAAGCGGCGGCGGCGGCGGCGAGCGGCGGCGGCGGUGGCGGCGACGGCGGCGAGGUCAGCUCGUUCGGGCAAACGAAGAGGAGGGGGAGGCCGAGAAAGUACGAUUCCGACGGCAACUUGAUACUGUCGCCGUCGUCCCCUCCCUUUGGCCUUCCCUCUCCUCCGUCGCGAAGGAGAUAUCGCGUCCGGGGUCGCGGCCGUGGGAACGGUAACAGGCAAUUUCUGGCAUCUCUAGGAGAGGUAUUUGCGAGCACGGCAGGAGGGGACUUCACGCCGCACGUGGUCACCGUCAAUACCGGGGAGGACGUAGCAGGGAAAGUAGAAACAUUUGCGCAAGGAGGGGCACGAGGCAUAUGCGUGCUCUCUGCCAAUGGAGCCGUUUCCAACGUCACCAUUCGACGACCUGGUUCUUCUGGUGGCCUUUUGACGUACGAGGGGAGAUUUGAGAUACUGACAUUAUCGGGGUCAUUCACAAUCACCGAUUAUGGAGGAGUGAAGAACCGGACCGGUGGUUUGAGCAUCUCGUUGGCUGGUCCAGACGGUCGGGUCAUAGGCGGUGGAAUUGCCGGUUUGUUGGUGGCUGCAAGUCCCAUUCAGGUUGUGAUCGGAAGCUUCAUGCCGAAUGGUUACAAGCCCCAUAAAAGAAAGUACACUCGCAGACAAGGAAUUGCACCAGCUCCCGCAGCCAUGGCCGGACCAGAUGCCGUCCAGGGGGCAGCCCUGAUUUCGCAACUGAAACCCGAUCAUGCAGAGAUUUCCUUUGCCCAACCAGAACCAGAUCAUAAAACAGACGAAUUUGAUCCGAUCGAGACUCCAAACGCCGAUACACCUGACACCGAGGAGGACUGGGACGAUCCCGAGGCCGGUCUCACGCCUGAUCAGAGGCUUUAUCCUGACAUCAAUGUGUCCGUUCCUGGUGACUGAGUCUCUAUAACUCCCGGAGUUCUUAGGCUAUUUAAUGCGGAUCGGAUCUAAUCUAUUUGAGGUCUUUACAGGCUGCUGACAAAAUGACUGGACAAAUUAGAGAACUAACUUUGUCUAUGGCUUCCUUUUCUGUGUUCAUGAAUGACUUUGUAGGAAAUGCUUCCUCUUUGUUGAUCAGCCAACGUUGUGGAA
This is a messenger RNA of Rhodamnia argentea, 1398 nucleotides long. Its product is annotated as AT-hook motif nuclear-localized protein 7-like. The coding region runs from base 109 to 1206 and encodes 365 amino acids. The record is from RefSeq and is a predicted model, not a curated record. The transcript has 5 exons. NCBI's taxonomy places the organism in Eukaryota, Viridiplantae, Streptophyta, Magnoliopsida, Myrtales, Myrtaceae. Gene Ontology annotation, molecular function: minor groove of adenine-thymine-rich DNA binding.